Paramecium primaurelia is the source of this 593-nucleotide messenger RNA. Lineage: Eukaryota; Ciliophora; Oligohymenophorea; Peniculida; Parameciidae. The record is from the annotation of a GenBank genome assembly.
AUGAGUAUAUAAACAACACUUUAAAAUACUUAAGAAGAGUUAACAAAAUUGUAGAUACUUAUCUAGAAACUAUCAGAAAAAGGCAAUCUAGAUCAAAUUACAGAGGCAAUGAGUCAAAAAGAAUAAAUUGAACUUAAUCUCAACUUGGCUUAUACUUUAUCUUCUAUUUAUUAUAGUAAUAUAUUUACUAUCAUUAUUAUUUAGCUUAUUUAAAAUUAAACUUUGUGGAAACUUCUUCACAUCCAAUUAUGAAUGAAUUAUUAAGAAUAUAAGAGGCUUACCAAAAAUAUUUGCCUUCAUAAAUCAAACAACCUGAUUAGAAAUAGAUGAGUUUAGAUAGAGAAGCUGCAAAAAGAUUUAUAUAACCAAAUUUAAAGAGCUUAGAUGACAACCAAAAUUAUUAAUAAAAACAAAAAAAAUUAAUUGAAGAAGAUAAAAACAAUACUACCAGGCUUGAAUAACCUAUAGAUAUUUGGAAGAAUGAAAAGGAUUAAUAAGAUCAAAAUAAAUAAAAAUUAAUUAGAGGUAAUCUCAUCCCAUAAACAGGUCAUUUGAAAUGGAAAGAUCAAAUUGAAAAAUUAAUGAAAAAAUGA